Messenger RNA from Choloepus didactylus (southern two-toed sloth), 915 nucleotides. RefSeq names its product nucleoside diphosphate kinase A 1. The coding region runs from base 218 to 724 and encodes 168 amino acids. The record is from RefSeq and is a predicted model, not a curated record. Gene Ontology annotation, biological process: UTP biosynthetic process; GTP biosynthetic process; CTP biosynthetic process. The transcript is spliced from 5 exons. Lineage: Eukaryota; Metazoa; Chordata; Mammalia; Pilosa; Megalonychidae. Gene Ontology annotation, molecular function: nucleoside diphosphate kinase activity.
UGCGCCCUAGAAUGACAUCCUACCCACAGAAGGAAGCGCGGACGAGCGGUGUCUUCUAAAAUGCGCUCUUCCGCGCUAGACUUCAGCAGAAGCGUUCCCCGUGCGGGGAAACCACAUGGGACCCGGGCGCGUUUCCGGUGUCGGCGGCAGCAGCCGGAGUUGAAGCCCAAGCAGCUGGGUGAGAGGGGUUCGGCGCCUUGAGAAGAAAGGAAGAAGAAUGGGAUCAGGGGUGAAGAGGGCGGUUAAAGUUCCCUCUGAGAGGAGCAUGGCCAACACCGAACGCACAUUCAUUGCUGUCAAGCCUGAUGGGGUUCAACGGGGCCUCGUGGGAGAGAUCAUUAAGCGCUUUGAGCAGAAGGGAUUCCAACUUGUUGCUCUGAAAUUGUUGCAGGCUUCUGAAGACCUUCUCAAGGAACACUACAUCGACCUGAAGGACCGUCCAUUCUUUGCCGGCCUGGUGAAGUACAUGCACUCAGGGCCAGUGGUUGCCAUGGUCUGGGAGGGGCUGAAUGUGGUGAAGACGGGCCGAGUAAUGCUCGGGGAGACCAACCCUGCCGACUCCAAGCCUGGGACCAUCCGCGGGGACUUUUGCAUCCAAGUUGGCAGGAACAUCAUUCAUGGCAGCGAUUCAGUGGAGAGUGCAGAGAAGGAGAUUGGCUUAUGGUUUCACCCUGAGGAACUGGUACAUUACAAGAGCUGUGCUCGGGACUGGAUCUACGAGUGACGCCAAAGGCAGACCAUGGAGCUUUUCCCACCUCACUUGCCCUCCCUCCCACAGCUGGGGACCAGACUAUAGCACAUCUGGUUACUUCCAGGAACUUCUUAAAAUCUGGAGGGAAGCUCUUUUUGAGCUCUGAGUGUUCCCUGAACAGUGUUAUGUGCUGCUAUCACAUUAAAUUGUUUCAUUCCAAAGUA